This is a messenger RNA of Aethina tumida (small hive beetle), 8244 nucleotides long. RefSeq names its product mucin-3A. NCBI's taxonomy places the organism in Eukaryota, Metazoa, Arthropoda, Insecta, Coleoptera, Nitidulidae. Bases 1296 to 7700 code for a protein of 2134 amino acids. The transcript is spliced from 19 exons. The record is from RefSeq and is a predicted model, not a curated record.
GUGAUCGAAAAAAGAAUAUUAACAUAUUUAACCAGACAUUUUUAUAUGCCCUGUAUACGUUGAUUAUUUGUGAAUGAAAACGUAAAAAUGAAAACAAUAAAAUCUUAGACAAAAAACAACGAGGUCGAAAAAAUGCAUCAUGGGUUUCAGUCGAUAUUUAAAUAUCAGUUUGAUUUUAAUUCUGUUCGAGAAUUAACAAUCAAUUUCUACUAUCUUUUCUUAAAAUCAUGCAGAGACGUCAUUUAUCAGAAGCUGACCGACUUCAUCGUUUAAGGAUCAUUCAGGUUAGCUCAAUACAAGUUGAUGUGGCCUCUGCAAUUAAUAUUGAGGAAUCUGUAGUGUGCAGACUCUAUCAAUGGUUUUUAGAGACUGGACAUGUGCUAGAUUGGCCUAGAGAAGGUUGACUAAGAGAAACAUUUGAUCGGGAAGACCGAUUAUUAUUCAGAGGAGCACGAGCGGACCCAAUAAGAAAUUUCUUAGACAAGACCUGAUUUUGGCUACUGGACGUCAUGUCUCCUGAUCUGAAUUGCAGAACAUGCCCAGGAUGUGAUUGGAAGAUCAUUAAUUGCUCACCAACCCAGUGCUCACAUUACCUGAGAGUUAAGACAACUCCUUCUAGCAAUAUGGGACGCUUUGGAUUAAAAUCAUCUGGAUGAGCUGAUAAGGAGUAUGCCAAACCAAUUUCUUUCAAUUGAAAUAACUAAAUUGUAUAAAAAUAAAGAAUAUUUCAUGUUACUUUUAUAGUAAAAACUUAAAAUUCCAUCAGAAAUUAAGAAGUGUUGAUUAAAAAAAAUCCUGCAUGAUUACCGAAGAAGUCGUAAAAACAGAAAUUCGUGCAACUGCACUUGUAAUCAAUCGCCUUACGCCGGCUCGAUUUCCUGCCGAAUGCACAUGUCGCUCUCCUGCUCGAACCGCACGGUCCGAAAGAAGUGGGGACGGCUCACCGGCAGCAGGAGAAAGGACAGGUGAGAGGGAAACUGAUACAGUUUUUUUUCUUCUGAACACCACCACAAUUCGGGGUUUCCUCGACGUGACGCGAUUCCGAACGGUCCGAGUGCACAGUACGUUUUACGACGCGUCCACGCCAACAUUUGUUGGUUUUUUAAAAAUUUUUUUCUUGCCGACGUUUAGGACCGACUUUAGUUUGUAGUGGUGGCAUGUUUGUGAAUUUCAGUGUCGGAUGAUCGAUUUAAGUUUCAGGAUUAAUUCGACGUUUGAUGCUAUGGAUCCUACUCUGAGUAGAGUACCAUACGUGUUCUGAGUGAAAUAAUUUUUAUGUGACCAACUGGAUCAAAAUGAAGCCAUCAAUUAUUCUACUCCUUGUCUGCCUGUUGUGCGCAGACGCCCAAAGACGUGCACCGUCCCGCGACGCACCAGAACCCGAAAAACAACCGGACAAAGCCCCGUCGCAUCCCAGAGGGAGAGGCCGCGCCCGAUUCACCACCACCCCCGAAUUCACCCAAAUCACCGAGGCCCAAAAACAGGAAACAACCACCAGAAAACGAGUCAACCCCGUGGCCUUGGAGCGACGCACCCAAACGGCUCCGGCCAGCAGGACUUACGAGGUCUCGGAAAUAGUCGAAGAAUCACCGAUUGAUUCGUUCAAAAGGCAAAGUAAACCUAGAGUGUUGACUGAAAGUCGGUUUGAAGCCAGAAACGCCCCGAAAAAGCCUCUGUUUGAGCCUGCACCAUCAACUCCUGAGCCAACUGUUGAUGAACUACUAAAGUCUUUCGGUAGCAACUUAGAGACCACCAUCCCCGACAUUUCAAUCACCACCAUAAAACAGGAUUUGGACUCGACGUCUGAGGACUCAGAAAUAGCCAGUGCCAACAAUGUUUUACCUAGCACAGAACCGUCGAAACAAGACAACGAAAUCAAAAAAGAGAAUUCUAAAGCACCAGAAACAACAACAAAAACGGAACAAAGGCGCCCACAAAAUAGGCGAGUAAACGUUGUAGCUAGAGGUAGGGCUACUCCAAUUCAAACCGAAGUUUCGACGCAAGCCUCAAGAACGAGAGGUAGGACGAGACCGACCAGAAAACCUGAGGUUACUUCAGCCUCCACAACCACCGCUUCCACCAGAGCCGCACUGAGAACAGGAAGGAGACGUUCUGAAAUUCCUGAACCUAUCAAAUCUCGAGGGCCGUCCGUUUUGUUAGCAGAAGAAACCCGUGAGGCGCCCAGCAGAUCAAGAACCGGGCGUAGAAUUAACAACAGAGUAGAAGAAAAAUCCCCGGAGAAGAUUACUAUAGAUUUAAACGCAGCUCCUGUCACGAAUUCGAAUUCCAGAUCUAGAUUUUCAGGGAAACCUACUGCAAGAUCUGAAACAUCUACUCCCUCUCGCAGGGCGGGAUCUAGGUUUCCGUCGAGGACCGCAACAACUGAAGCUUCGAGAUCAACGACUUCUGCUCUGCCUGUUACUAAAGGCACGACACAUGUCAGGAAAGCUUUGAGGAGCAGGACUAGAGUGACUACUACAACUCUUAGUCCACCGGUUUUUGAUGAACAGAAAUUGGAGGUGCUACCUUUGUUUGAAACUGAGGCUAAAACUGUUUUGCCUGCUAAGACUAAGAGGAAUUUUAGCGGAGAAGAAAUGAGUGCCACCGAAACUGAUAACAAGUUUACGGCGAAACCCAACGACAUACAAUCUAGAGUGACGGUUUCACACAGAGUCGAAACGAGGAAACAGACGUACUUCAAACGAAAGGUUACCAAAAGACCUUUGGUAAAAGAGACGGUUGUUGCGGAAGUCACAGAGGUCACAUCCAGAUCGACCGCCAGAAAAAGAAACAACGAAAUCCCCGUCGAAAUUAAAGGAAGAAUUAAAGUUGACGACCCCAAAGUCUCCGUCAGCAGUUCUAUUUCUAGAGGCAGAAAGAAAAGUUCGGCGAGGAACAAAUCGGACUUGACCAGUUCCGAGGAGGACAUCGAAGACGGUGACAACUAUCCCAAGGAGUUCAAGGCGCUGAUCCAGGCGAAAAAGAACAAAAAGGAGUCAAGGUUGCCGCCGCGAACGAAUCCCACGACGGGAAGAACGAAUGAUGUUGCGAGCACUGUACCAUCAACGGUACCCACGGUCACGACGACUACGCAGAGUACCACUACGACCGUAACCACUGAAGCCGUAAAAGAGAAUGCAGAUUUGGAAAAUGAAGUACUACCGAAAACGACAGCUCCAACGUUCAGGCCUACCAGAAAAAGAAUUGUCAAAGUUUUGGAAAAAACAACACCAAGACGUCAACCUUCAACAACAAGACAAAAAGUUGUCAGAUCAACAACUUUUGCCCCCAUAGAAAGUACCAGGACCUCACACAGAUUCCAUGCGAAGUUCAACUCCAAACCUGAAAGCUCAGAAAGUUCAUUAAGAACGGAAAAGAACUACAAGUCUUCAAGAAAUAGAUACAGUAGCAGGAAAAGUAAAGAAACAGUUAAAGAAGAAAAAUCAGGAAAAGUUCCCACUGAACCCACUAUUAAACCAACACAAAUAAGCAGGAACGCAGCAGGAGCAAAGAAAUCAAACAGAUUCAGCGCCAAAUACCGCGGCGACACCUCGCUGCGAGGAGCCAGAUCGUCGACCGCCGCGCCAGCCUACAUUCCUACCAUACCGACCGCGCCGUACGUCCCGACCAUACCGACCCUGGUGCCGCCCACCACAACUAUAAAAUGGAGUAAAGGAACGCUGGACAAAGAUUUGGGCCUUGAGGUACUAACGAUCGAUGACCCAGUAGCGUAUACAGUGCCUUCAGCAAAUCUAGUCAACGAAGAAUUCGUGUCGCCUACCAAUAGCAACCGCCUGUCGAACUCCGUGGUAACGACCACCGAGAAACCAGUGUCCAUUAUAGAGCGCAUUAUAAACAGCAUAACAGCGAUAUCGACGACAGCGGUGCCGGACGCCAUGACGACGCCGUUCACGACGCCCAAAACCGAACCGUCCGCCAUAUUGAAAUUGGCCACCAAAAAGCCGACCAAACAAGACAAGACGCAACCAGACAAGACUAACAAUCCAAGUAUCACGACCGAAAAACCGACAACAAUCAUUGAACGCAUCCUAAGUUCAUUGUCUGCCAUCCAGGCAGACGACGAAAUCAAUUCAAACAAAGUAGGUAACAAUUUUAAUACUUUAAGCUCUCCCUCCACUACGCCCAUCUCUAGAGUAACCAAGUCCUCACGUAGUAUUCCUUCGCCUACUGCACAAUUUAGCACCAUCAAUCCCCUCACCAUCUUAGACGAGAUAUCCGACGAGCAGGUACUUCAAAAACGAACAAUUGGUAAACUUCUCUCCUUGCUCAAUGGUCUUACCUCCACGGUUAAAACUCAAACGAUUGUUGUCACGCCUAAACCCUCCAACACUCUGACCACACUGACCACCACUGACUCGACACUCUUCACCUCCACCCCCUUGCAAGACGACGUCAACAUCAACUCUAGAUUCAAUGUAGAUAGCACUGAAGCAGCCGUUCCUUCCACUGUACAAUCUAGCACUGAACCGCCUUCAACUACUGUUCCAAGCACUGAAUCUAUUACAACCGCUGUAACUGAAGCUAGUUCAGUUCCUAGCACUGAAGCUGCAGGCUCAACAACUGAAGCAGUCACGAGUACUGUUCGUACAACCGAUGAAUCUUCUACAGUUUCAAAAGAAAUAGCUACUCCAAACCCCUUAAGUCUAGACAGCAACGAUCUCGGGGUAUUAAAUCUGUUCGUCGCACCGGAUGUGACGAGAGACUUAACGGAAAGUUCUACAGUAGGAAUGGAAGGGGAAUUCACCGAAACCGUUUACACUAUACCAUCUACAAUACCCACACUAUCGAAUUUCGAAGAUAACGUUGACGAAAACACAGUACCGUCAGUUGACCUGAAUUCCCCCAAUCUAAGUACCAGUACGUCUGGAUCUCCCACGGUUAGUACCAGUACUCCAAACACAUCUACACUAGACACCCCGACCAGUACCACUAGCGCGGGCGAAAACCGAGAGGGAAAGGCUCUUGAUAUUGAUAGUACUACUAUUAAUUCCCCCAUCAGUACAACCGAAGGUGCAAGUGAGUCGGUUCAAUCUAGCACUGAACAGGUUGUACAAAUUACCCCAGAAAAAGCUUUGGAAAUUGAUAGUACCACAGUAAGUUCCCAGAUUAGUACUGAAGGUUCAAAUGCCGCCGUUGAAUCUAGUACGGAACCAGUUGUUGAAAAUAAAGUUGAGGAUGCGGUUACAAUUAGUGCUCAAAUUAGUUCUACAGAAGGUUCAAGUGAAUCAGCGCAGUCGAGUACUGAGUUAGUUGCAGAUAAAGAUAGCACCACUGUAGUUUCCCAAAUUAGUACUACAGAAAUUCCAAGUGCAACAACAGAAGCGAGCACCGAAGCAGUAGUAGAAACCAGAGCUGGUAAAGCUUUGGAUAUCAAUACUGUAACAAGUGGCCCAAAUGAGUCAGAACAAACGAGUACAGAACCAGCUGCAGAUGUUCAAAGUAGUACACUGACACCACAACAAUUGAGCACUUUAUCCCCUGAACUUAGCACGAUGUUGAGUAUUUUGAGUACGACAUUGGGAGGUAGCAGUACUACUCCCAGUCCGACGAUUCCGACUUUGUCCGAGCUGUUGAACGGAAGAACAUUAGAGGCGUUUAACGAUUUAAUCAAUAACUCGAAAUCCAAUUACCAAACUCUGAUGGUGAAUCAGUGGAAUGAAGUAGUAAACAUACAAGACUUGAUAAAACAGAACGACGUUGUAUACAGAUGGAAACCUGUUACACGACCAUACAACCAAGACAACAAGGAUGGUACUUCUACUGUUCCUCCUACAACUGCAAGAACCACUUUAAAACCAACGGAGUCUACUUCUUCAGUACCAUCGACGACUGAGCCACCUAAACCCACGGAACCACCAACUCAACCAACCACCACUGAAGCCACAACUAAACCAACGGAACCACCACCGCCACCAUCUUCAAGUGAGGUGAGCGUUAUAGGUAGAGUGGCAGAGGUACCAGAAAAUACAGAGAACAUACUCACAACUACAACUGCUGAACCGAUCCAAACGACCACACAAACUGAACCACCAGUCACAACUACUUUAAGAACAACCACAGAAGCAAUAAGAUACACAUCUACACCAACAACCACCUACCAAACGUUCGAACCAAUCGUAACAUCAAUACGUCCCACAUUAGCCCCAAUAACCACCCUGUUCCCGAACUUCUUGACCACAUUGUUGUCCACGUUACAGCCGGUAACGCUAGCCCCGCCAACCACCCAAGAAACUCCAAAAGAAGUCAACACUGAUCAAAUUUUGGCGGCUACGACAAUUGCUCCAAGUACUUCAGCACCAUUUUUGAGCACUAGAGGAAGGGUAGGUUACUUUGACACUAUCAGUACGGACAUUCCGUUGACGACACGUAGAAGAACACAACCACCAAUCACUAUCACAACCAAUCCACCCACAACGACACAGUCCCCAACACGUCUUCCGUUAACCACAAGAGUUUCAAGAACAACGAUUCCAACGAGAACUACAAUUAUUACAUCUGUGCCGUAUGUCGAGACGACCACUUCCAAAAGAUUAAAGGAGUUGACUGAAGAGCAGAAGCAAAACUUGAAGACGUUGGCGGAGUUAGAGAAGGAACAGGCUGCUCUUUUGAAUCAGUUGUCCAUUCUUACCAGUUUUGCAAAUGGAGGGCGCAAACCAGCUUCUGAAAACGGAAAUCUCGCUAAUAGAAUCAUAGCUUUGGCAAUGGAUAGAGACAGAACAAAGACGACUACAGAAGGCACAACCGUUUCAGUAAGAGGAGGCAAAAAAUUGGAGCCGUCCCUGGACGAAGUGCUAAAACAAUACAAUCUCCAAGGUUUGGAAAGUGUGACAGCUUCACCUUCACCAUCCAGCGCCUCGACUUUCGGCAAAUCCAACGAAGCUCUAAUCGCUUCGCUGUUGAAGCAACAGGGAAUCGGACCCACGACUCCAAGUAUUCUGCAAGGAAUUUACACGCAAACAACUACAAGACCUCCGCGCACCACCACGAGACAGCCUGGAAGGAUCCUGCAAGGUUUGAACUGGUUGUUAAACGCACUCUCACCACAGCCUCAAGCGCCAAGACAAAAGCCCAGACCGAAGACCACGACCAGUAGUCCGUCGGAUGACGAAUUGUUGACGAACCUUCCUACUCAUAUUACACCUGUAGUCACUGCAGCCCCAAAAAUUCGUCCUAAUCAACUGUCACAAGAGGACAUUAAAAAACUGAUCAACCAGUUGGAGACGUUGCAGAAGAAUCCACGCGACAGCAAGGCGUUGGACUUUACGCAGAUCAAAAGCCUUCAAAACCUCAUCAACACAAACGAGGGCGUGUUGGUAACUUCUUCGGGCGAAAGCGGAACAACAAGACCGUCAACACGAAUGAUUGCCACGACUCAACUUCCGGCCAUUACGACGAAUUUGAUAGUUGAAGAAGAAGACUACGUGCCUACAACCACAACAAGACCGAGGAUUUCCUUGCCACCAGUCAGAUUGAAUCCCGUUCCCGGUGUCGACGACGAAAAUUCGGAUCCCUACAUCCGAGGAAACUUGAUAACAGCAGCCGUGAACGUGACGAGGGCGAUUUCCAGCUUCUUGGGGUCGGCGUUGCAGGAUGCCGCCUUCCAAUUUACGAAAAUGUUCUCGAGCAAUCCCAGUUCCUUAUUACCAAACGUAGCAAACUUUACUGCCAUUAGCGGUUAAGUCACUUGGUCGAUUUAGGAUAGUUUAGUGAAAUGAAUGGGUGCAGCACAAUCGUUCCAGUCUAUAAUAAGCAAUGGAUCCAGAGUGGUCAAUGGUUACAUGCAGGGAUCCAGCAGUAGACCGGGAUGAAUGGGGAAAGUUUCUUAAUUUUUUAAUUAAUUAAUUAAUUUCUUCAAUCUUUUAUUUAUUUAUGCCUCUGGUGAACUAUUUUAUAAACUAUAUCUGAAAUUCAGACAAACUAGGACUUAACUGAAUUUGUGUAUUUCUUAUUUCCUUAUUAUUAUUUUAGUGUCUUUAUUAGAGUAUUUUAAUGCUGUUUCCUUGUUUCUUUCUGCAUGAAAAUUGUGAUAAUUGUAAUUCCUAUUGAAUGUCCUCAGCACUUUUUCAAUUAUUCUAGGAUUGUUAUUAUUGCAGUGAAUUGAUUUUAAUGUAAUUUACGCUUUUUUGUAUAUAGUAACACGAAUUGUAAAUUAUUAUUGUUAUAUGUGUAUUAUAGUAUGAGGUUUUAGACUUAAUAAUAAUGUAAAUAAUAAAAAAAGUAAUG